Messenger RNA from Fulvia fulva, 264 nucleotides. RefSeq lists its product as uncharacterized. The transcript has a single exon. Lineage: Eukaryota; Fungi; Ascomycota; Dothideomycetes; Mycosphaerellales; Mycosphaerellaceae. The record is from RefSeq and is a predicted model, not a curated record. Bases 1 to 264 code for a protein of 87 amino acids.
AUGACCAUCGAUGAGUUCUUCGACUUCAACUCCACCGAAUACGUCGCGAAGCUACAAGCCCUGUCCGACCCCCAACUCCAACACCAAGAAAUCUACAACUGCCGCAGCCGCCACGGCGGCGCAUACUCCAGCGUCCGCGGCGUUAUGACCGCCGGCCUGACUUUCGGCGUCAGUCUCGUGGCUGUCCCUAUCGGUCUUCGACGCCGUGAAGUCGCCACCCUCCGACUCGCGCUAAUCCAGGCUGCCUAUACAUCAGGAGACUAG